Exaiptasia diaphana is the source of this 1422-nucleotide messenger RNA. RefSeq lists its product as uncharacterized. Gene Ontology annotation, cellular component: synapse; axon. Bases 103 to 1359 code for a protein of 418 amino acids. Gene Ontology annotation, biological process: regulation of calcium ion-dependent exocytosis; vesicle fusion; cellular response to calcium ion. The transcript is spliced from 4 exons. NCBI's taxonomy places the organism in Eukaryota, Metazoa, Cnidaria, Anthozoa, Actiniaria, Aiptasiidae. The record is from RefSeq and is a predicted model, not a curated record. Gene Ontology annotation, molecular function: calcium ion binding; calcium-dependent phospholipid binding; phosphatidylserine binding.
UGACUCCUUUGGUUGUUUCCCGCACGAAACGUUUAGGACAAUGUAACGAAGCAUGUCAUUGUACCCAUACUACAUUUCGGUCGAGUUCCAUAGGGUUGAUAGAUGUUGACACCUUAUGUUUGUAUUUCAGUUGGAUGGAAGCUUGGCGUCUACAUAGGUGUUUCCACGGGUGCAGGAGUAAUCAUCCUGGUUGCCAUCUUCGUUCUAAUACGAUAUUACAUGAAAAGARGCUGGGCACGUAAGAAAUCUCACGCGAAUGGCAUCGUGGGACAUCUCAACCUCCCUUCACAAGUACCAGACUUCACAAUCCCACUGAUGCUUCCAAUAUUUGUACAAAGUAAAUUAGAAAAAGACARCGAAGUUUUUGAUCCUGUGAAGCAAACGAGUUCGCUCGGCACUACUGAUUCUUUGCUUGUGCAGCCGGAUGAAGAUUACAUCAUUUUAGACAAUGAAGAGGCAACCAGUGGUCCAGUGAUAAGAAGACUCGAGUCAGUUAUGGAUGUAUCAAUGUUUCCCGAUCAGGAAAACGACGAGAACAGAACGGAGGCAACCGGUCCUUGGUCCAGCUCCCGCCGUGAAUCGCUGUUCUUUCCCUAUUUGCUUGCAGGGAAAACGAACGUGCGAAAUGUGUCGGCAUCAACAGGUAGCAAUUCGUCUGCGCCUUCGUCACCUUCUAAAUUUGAAAGAAGAUACACAGAAAGAAUCCGGACAUUUUCCAACUCUUCAAGCACAGACCAAUCUUCAUCCAUUCGUCCACGAAUAUCGUCCGAUGCAGCUAGCAUCAAGCACAAACGUACAAARCCGAUGCUUGUGAAGAAAACAAGYUGCCCCGAGAGCACAAUGACGCAAAAACUUCCUCAAAAGAAGUGGUUUGGUGACUUCAACCGCCGUCAAAUGUCGUCGGACAGUUUAUUAGGCGUCAAGUCAUCAGUAGAGCUUCCAGCUUCUAAGCGCGGGAACUUGUCGCUUUCAAUUAAGUACAACAAAGAUGACAAGAAGCUUGUUGUUCAUUUAGUAAACGCUACUGAUUUACCCAUGAAGAAUAACAAUUUAUUGGACACGUUUGCAAGGUUGUACAUGAUCAUGCCAUCGAAACAGCUUCGACAACAAAGUAAGGUUCUGAAAAAGACCUGCAACCCAAUCUACGAUGAAGUCUUUAUAUUCGAUGACAUCGACAACGAUGAACUUCUGCAGGCACAUUUACGCAUCAAAAUCCUUCAAAAAGAUGGAUUUACAAGGGGCGAAAUGAUUGGCGAGUUGUCAAUCAGCCUAAGUAAUAGUGAAUUACUGACUGGGAGUAUGUUGCAAAGAUGUCUGCUACCCAGAGCAAAGAGUAUCACCGAGGUGAGGAUUGCGUGACGUUUGUCACAAGAUUGUUCUUGUCACAUUACUAUUGUCAUUGUCAUUAUCAUUCAGUCCUCC